AUGGUUCGCAACAUCGUCGUUAUCGGGGGCAACUCCCACCCCCAGUUGACUCAGACCAUCUGUGGUGUGCUUGGCAUUCCCCCGGCGGACGUCCUGCUCUCCAAGUUUGCUGUCGGUGAGACCCGAGUCGAGAUCCAAGAGUCUGUCCGUGAAAAGGACGUCUAUAUCAUUCAGUCCGGUGGCGGCAAGGUCAACGACCACCUGCUUGAGCUUCUGAUCACCAUCUCCGCCUGCAAAACGGCCUCGGCCCGCCGAGUCACCGCCGUUCUUCCUCUCUUCCCUUACUCUCGCCAGAGUGAUAUCCCUUACGACAAGGCCGGAGCUCCCCUCGUCAAGUCUUCCGUGCGGGAUCGUCCCAGCAAUGGUUACACUUUCGAGAGCACUCCCCCCACACCCGGCCCUGGAAUGAAGACUGAGGGUCUGGGCCUCAUGAACGGCAUGGAAAACUUGCAAAAGAGCCUUGCCAAGGCCCAAAUUGAAGAGAGCAAUGGCAGUCCGGUAAAACGGCGCCCUGCGAACGGGCUUCCGCGGAGUGACACUGCUGACUCUCUCAAGUCUUUGACCAACGGCGUGCACGAAGAUUCCUCCAGCAACGUUUCCAACUCGUCCAAGAUUAACUCUUUCCAGCCGCGACCGGGCUACAAGCAGUGGGUUGCGCAGGCAGGCACCCUGGUGGCAGACCUGCUCACCUGCGCUGGCGCGGAUCACAUCAUCACCAUGGAUCUGCACGACCCGCAAUACCAGGGUUACUUCGAUAUCCCCGUGGACAACCUUUACGGACGUCCUCUGCUGAAGAGCUAUAUUCAGCGGAACAUUCCCGACUACAAGCAGGCUGUCGUAGUCAGCCCUGAUGCCGGUGGUGCCAAGCGCGCCACGGCCAUUGCCGACUCCAUGGGCAUGGAGUUUGCUCUUAUUCACAAGGAGCGCCGCCCCACGAAAAUUACUGACCGCCAGAAUGCCACUAUGAUGCUGGUCGGUGAUGUCCGCGACCGGACCGCAAUUCUUAUUGACGAUCUGGCGGAUACCUCCAACACCAUUACCCGGGCGGCCAAGCUCCUCAAGAAGGAGGGUGCCUCCAAGGUGUACGCUCUCGUCACCCACGGCAUCCUGAGCGGCGAUGCCAUUGAGCGCAUCAAUGCCAGCGCCCUUGAUAAGGUCGUGGUGACCAACAGUGUGGACCAGAGUGAGCACCUGCGCCGCUGCCCCAAGCUCGAGGUCUUGGAGGUCGGCCACGUUUUCGCUGAGGCCAUCCGCCGUGUCCACCACGGUGAAAGUAUCAGCGUUCUGUUCCAGUACGAUUGA
This is a messenger RNA of Penicillium cataractarum, 1302 nucleotides long. RefSeq names its product ribose phosphate diphosphokinase subunit PRS5. Gene Ontology annotation, biological process: purine nucleotide biosynthetic process; 5-phosphoribose 1-diphosphate biosynthetic process. Gene Ontology annotation, cellular component: ribose phosphate diphosphokinase complex; cytoplasm. The record is from RefSeq and is a predicted model, not a curated record. The transcript has 3 exons. Lineage: Eukaryota; Fungi; Ascomycota; Eurotiomycetes; Eurotiales; Aspergillaceae. The coding region runs from base 1 to 1302 and encodes 433 amino acids. Gene Ontology annotation, molecular function: ribose phosphate diphosphokinase activity; magnesium ion binding.